CAGAAAUCAAGCUGGGACCGAGCGGACGAUCAUCCAUCAUCGGUCAACGUAACAACAGCCAUACAUAUCAUUGCUGAUUCACAUCAGGGACUUCUCUGAUUCCGGUCAUGUCGUGCAGGCGGAGCGAUCGCGCCCGAUUCAUUGGCUGCCACGUUGGCGCCGUAGCCAUUCGAGGAUGUUCUCAUGGUUGUUGCCCGUACGCCACCACACCCAAGGGAAUCGAAGAGAACGAGCGCUAUAGUUAUCCGUCCGGCGGUAGCAGCCCUACUGCCGCCAUCUCAUCCGCUCCGAGUCGGCCAUCAUAUACGUGCCGCAACAGGUACAGACCGAAAUACGUCUGCCUAGGCUGCAGACGGACGUGGAAGCCGGCCAUCGUUGAGGGUAACGAAUACCAGAUCGACGAAUGGUGCGACUCUUGGCUCGUGCGCAAAGAAGGCACAGCGCAGCGCAUCUCGGACGAAGUCUACGCUCGACGCGACGCCAUUUCCAGAGACGCCGCCGAUGGUUACGCCCGCGAUCGCGCGUGCUGGGAGCGGCUCCAUUCAUACCGGGCGGACUCUGCUAGCUUCACGGAGAAACAAAUCGCCAUCGCGAGAGAACACGACCCGGAGAUGUGGUGGACUUCUCUGAACGUGUUGCGUUGUUCUACAUGUGGGACGAAUGGGACGCGCGUGGGCCCGGCGUUUCGAGCUCCCAAGCAGAAGGACACCAAGGGCUGGGACCGCGCGAGGGCGCUGUUGGGCCAAGGAGAGGCGUUCUCAUUCUGUAUGACGCCCGACGAGGAAGCGGAGUUGACGAAGGAGGCCGCGAGGGUUCAGUCGCGGCUGAAAGAUGAGAGUUGGUUGGCAGAAAAGGAGCGGCGCUUGGUCGCACUGGGACUCAUAGGUAUCCUAUCCUGAACGAAGUUGUAUUUAUUGAGGAUAUAAGAAACAAUGAGGGG
Molecule: messenger RNA, 940 nt
Organism: Punctularia strigosozonata HHB-11173 SS5
Lineage: Eukaryota; Fungi; Basidiomycota; Agaricomycetes; Corticiales; Punctulariaceae
Exons: 3
Coding region: 108-899 (263 amino acids)
Source: RefSeq, a predicted model, not a curated record